AUGACGAACGUGUACUCCUUGGAUGGUAUUCUGGUGUUUGGUUUACUCUUCGUAUGCACCUGUGCCUACUUCAAGAAAGUACCUCGUCUUAAAUCCUGGCUGUUAUCAGAGAAGAAGGGUGUUUGGGGUGUGUUUUACAAAGCUGCUGUGAUUGGAACCAGGCUGCAUGCGGCAGUGGCCAUCGCUUGCGUUGUAAUGGCCUUUUAUGUUCUGUUUAUAAAAUGAAUUCCAAAGCAUCCAGCUCAUCAACUGCCAACCAAGGUGACAGGAGUGAAGAACUGUCAGGGGCCCAGUAUAGCCGAAUUCAGCUAAAAUCAUCAAAGUCCCCAGGAUGAUACCACAGCAUCUACCCCUACCACAUGUGGGGAAAACUCCUCAUGGUCAUAAACAUUGUUUAUGCUUCAGGGGACUCCAGAAAGCCACUUCUUUUGAUUUAUAUGUAACUCAGUCCUUGGCAGAGAGUAUAUGAUGUCCAGAUAAAUUGCAAGAUAAGGUUGCAUUCCUCCU
Messenger RNA from Chrysochloris asiatica (Cape golden mole), 507 nucleotides. RefSeq names its product transmembrane protein 167B (gene TMEM167B). NCBI's taxonomy places the organism in Eukaryota, Metazoa, Chordata, Mammalia, Afrosoricida, Chrysochloridae. Bases 1 to 225 code for a protein of 74 amino acids. The record is from RefSeq and is a predicted model, not a curated record. The transcript is spliced from 3 exons.